Entamoeba dispar SAW760 is the source of this 867-nucleotide messenger RNA. RefSeq lists its product as uncharacterized. The record is from RefSeq and is a predicted model, not a curated record. The transcript is spliced from 2 exons. Bases 1 to 867 code for a protein of 288 amino acids. Lineage: Eukaryota; Evosea; Mastigamoebida; Endamoebidae.
AUGAACUUUGCAAAGGCUUGUCUUCAUUUAGAUAUCAAUACUAUCAAAAAGUGUUACACUGGGAUGGAGCCAUUAUACCGAGUAAUUGUAUUAUCAAAUAUAUCAAUUUCUUUCUUUGUAAGAAUUAUGUCGUUAAUAACUUUAUUAAUUAAUGAAGGAAUUCUUAGCUAUGAUAAUAACGAUUCAUUUGAUAUUACUUUUAAUAGAGUUUCAUGUAUAGAAUUAACAAACCAUUUGCAAAUUAUAUGGACAUCAUUUUUAAUUGAUUCAUUAACAUUAAGUUGUAUCCCAUCAUUUAUUGGAAUGUACAUUAUUGUAUUAAUUAUGUGGAUGAUAUGGAUUCCAUUACAUUUUAUUAGUUCAAUUAGAUUUGAUAUAUUUCCAAUUACUUUAAUGUCAGUUUAUACAGUAACCUUUCUUUUCUUAUCAUUAAUUGGAACAUUAAGAUAUUUUAAUAAUGCACCAUUUUUCCCAACACCAAUCUUUGUAGAACGGAAAUCAUUUCUCAAUCGUUCUUUUACAUCAUUGAUAUUAGUUCAAUAUAUUUUUGGAGAAACUGUUCUUCAUUUCUUACCAACAACACAAACAGCUUCUUUCUUUUAUAAAUUAUUACAUAUCCUUUGUCCAAUUCUCCUUCUUAUAUUUAUUUAUUUACCAUUAAGAAAACAUUAUACAAUGGGAUAUACUGUAUUAGCAAUUGUCCUUCCAUUGUCUGCAUCUUAUUUUGCUUUAGGUCACAAUUUUGGUAUUCAAUACUAUUUCUUCUUUGUCUUUUAUUGUAUUUUUUCAAUUGGACAAGGGAUAAUGCUUUAUAUCCUUUAUCCAACAUUACCUGACAAACCAAAUCUUGAAAUUUUAAUGGAAUAA